ACUACGAUAAUUGCUGUUUUAUAAGAGAAUUCGCGGACAAUUUUGCGACAGGAAGGUGUCAGUUUACGGCCCUCCCCAUUCAUUUGCAUGAUAUCCGCAAACGGUGACAUACUUGUCGUAACACGCUAGCUGACCGUUACGCUCUCUCCAUAUAUUCAAAAAGCUGAGGUUGUUGAAGACCUCUAGAAUAACAUAAUUCGUUGCUAAAACCUGACUUAGAAAUUAAAUGCAUUUUAUAUUUUGUUAUUUAAAUACUCACGAAAUACUAAAUAACAUACAAACAAACACUAAAUAACAAAAUUUGUCAGUUGAAGCCCAAACGCAUUGAUUAAAUACAAAAAGUUGCGACAGUUAUUGCGAUAGUGGGCUUCAACCCAACCGCCUUUUGUAGUUCUUCACGUAACUCUUGACCUGAAUGUGCAUGCGACACCUCAGUAAUAAGACUACAUGCGCUGACAGCCGUAAAGAUCCGCCCUCCAAAAAUGACGGCUUUCAACACCGGAAACCUAUUUCAGUCUCUUUCAUACAGUUCUUCAAGGAAGUGCACGGGGACAGACAGACAGUGAGAUACGGUUGGAGCAGUCUCAAGGCCAUCCUCUUCAGCAGCCAUGCCACGAAUCGAAAAUGACAUCAAACUCGACUUCAAGGACGUGCUGCUCCGUCCCAAAAGAAGCACUCUCAAAUCUCGCAGUGAGGUGGAUCUCAUGCGCAGUUUCUCAUUCAGAAACUCAAAGGGCAGUUAUCGUGGGAUUCCCAUUGUUGCCGCCAACAUGGACACUGUGGGGACUUUUGAAAUGGCCUUAGCUUUACAUCAGUUUAGUCUCUUUACAGCUAUCCAUAAGCAUUAUUGUGUGGACGACUGGAAGGAGUUUGCAACAAAGAACCCAGAAUGCUUACAAAGUGUUGCAGUCAGCACAGGGACAGGUGACGGAGAUUUUGAGAGACUGGGGGCCAUUCUGGCUGCUGUACCUCAGAUUCAGUACAUAUGUGUCGAUGUUGCCAAUGGUUACUCUGAACACUUUGUCCACUUUGUGAAAGACGUGAGGCAGAAGUUCCCCACUCACACUAUAAUGGCUGGCAAUGUGGUCACAGGAGAGAUGGUAGAAGAACUGAUUCUUGCUGGUGCUGACAUCAUCAAAGUGGGCAUUGGUCCAGGUUCUGUGUGUACCACUCGUAAGAAGACGGGUGUGGGUUAUCCUCAGCUGAGUGCAGUCAUUGAGUGUGCUGAUGCUGCACAUGGCCUGGGUGGACACAUUAUAUCUGAUGGUGGAUGUACCUGCCCAGGUGAUGUUUCCAAAGCAUUUGGUGCGGGGGCGGAUUUUGUGAUGCUGGGAGGAAUGCUUGCAGGUCAUUCUGAGUGUGGGGGUGAAAUCAUAGAGAAGAAUGGCAGGAAGUAUAAACUGUUCUAUGGCAUGAGCUCGGACACAGCCAUGAAGAAGCAUGCAGGAGGCGUAGCAGAGUACAGGGCGUCGGAGGGUAAGACGGUUGAAGUGCCUUACAAAGGGCCUGUGGAGGUGACAGUAAGAGAUGUGCUGGGAGGAGUUCGUUCCACCUGUACAUAUGUGGGUGCUGGUAAGCUGAAAGAGUUAAGUCGUCGUACCACCUUCAUUAGGGUGACCCAACAACUCAACACUGUGUAUGGAAAUGAUAACUAAGGCAGGCCAUUUCGGAGGUCUGACUGAGUCCUUAUUGGGCCAAAUUAUGCCAAUUAUUGCAAAGGUCAUAGUCUUCUGUCUGCAGUCUGAAGACAGAUGCACACAUAUGCAUGUUCACAUGCCUCACCUCACAUCCUCAUUUAGGGAUAUAAUGUGUAUUUUAGGGUUUACACGGAUAUUACAUUUUCAACUGACUUGGAAUUUGCAAAGUUUAACCAGGAGUUAACAAGGACACAACAACUUUUUUCUUUUCUAAUUAUUUACUAUAUUUUAGGAAAGGCUAAGAUUAGAACAUUUAUUUAAUUAAUUACCCUUUUUGUUUUGUAUGUUUUGUGCAAUGUUUGGGUCACAGCCUAACUGAAGUUGUCUUCUGAUCAUUUGUCUUAAACUUUAGCCCAAACACUAUUAGAGCCUUAUAUUUUAUCCAGAUACUUCAGGUACUAUUUUAGAAUUUAUUGUUAAGCUGAAUGUCUAUGCCUGAUGUUUUUAUACUUGAGUUUUCUAAUACUGUUAACCAGUGUCAGAAAUUAAGUUGAACAUUAACAUAAUAUUUCCCCCAGAAUUUGAUAUUUAGGGGAAUUCUUUACCUUUAUGAGGGAAACCAUUUUCAGUAAAACUAAACUGUGUCUCAUCUGUUUGUGUCAUAUACAUACAUUUUAUCAAAUAGUACAUACAAAUUCUGAAGACUGAAAAUGUAUUACUUCUUACUCUAAGAAUUAAAUCAGCAACAACUCAUAUUUAUGCCUUAAUACAGUAUGUACAACUAGGAGCAUAAUAGAAUAUUAAGAACUAUGAGGAGCCGUGUAGGCCAUACUUGUUGAAAAGCCUCUUACAAACACUACUGAAAUUUAAAUACUUAUAUAAACAUGAGUGAAAUUCAUUCAAAUGCAUUAUUGAAAAUCUUACAAACAAGUGAAAUUACCACAUUGAUAUAAAUAUUAGUGAAAUUCAUUCAUAUGCAGUAUUGAAAAGCUUCUUCCAUACAUUAAUGAAAUUCAUUCAUAUAUGUAAAUUAUUGAAAUGUUUCUUAUAUACACUUGUGAAAUUAAGAUAUUCACAAAACUGAUUCUGUUGACUUACAUUACCUAAACUAAAUUUACACAUUUGUAGCUGAAAGUGUCUUUCAAUCAUUACUUCAACUCUUCUCAUAUACACUUAUGAAAUUAUUGUCUCUCAAUCAAAUCACUUGUGGUGCAGGGGGUCAGGAAUUAGCUGAUCAGCAGGUCCCUGUUAGCCCCUGCUGGGCUACCCUAACACCCUAGCAACACACUAGCAACCGCAUAGCAACCUCCAAGCAUCACCUGAGCGACCACCCAGAACACCCUAGCAACUGCCAAGCAACCACCUAGCAACCAGUUAGAAAUAAAUAAAAUAAAAUAAUCAUGUGACCGAUCUUUCAUCAAUGGCAACAGAUAUAGUAGCCCUUCAAAAACAAUCUGUCACUGGAAAAAGGUAUACAAUAAUGUAAAGAAAUAAUUGUGAUUCAUAUUUUUCUUGGAACAAAAAAAUAAUUUAAUUAUAAAACACAGCUUUGAAUAGCUGUUAAUGGAGAAACAUACGUUUUUCUUUCUCAGGGUGUAGUUCCUGCAUCAACCAGCAGGGGCUAACAGGAACGUGCUAACCAUCUAUUUCCUGACCCACUACACCACACACAAUGAAUUCAACAGGAAGUCAGGACACAUCUUCUGGGUGGUCGCUAGGGAGUCGCAAGGUGUUUGCUAGGGUGUUCUGGGUGGUCGCUAGGGCGUUGCUAGUUGGUUGCUAGGGUGUUUUGGGUGGUUGCCAUGCAGGGCUGCAUUAAGGUGGUCCUGGGCCCCUGUCAGUCAUCGGAGAGGGGGGGGGGGGGGGCGGAACAUUUUCACUUGAGCAGUUGCGCACCCUCUCUGUGUUUACAUCAGUGUCUCCCACAGAACGUGUUUACAUGCGCGCCCUACCGAGAAUACAGCAACUGGGGCUUAAGCCCCGGUAAGCCCGUGCAUUAAUACGGCCAUGUUGCCACUGCAUUACCAGGUAGUUGCUUGGGUAUUUUGAGUGUUCGUUAGGGCAUUGCUAGGUGCAUUUUUAGGUGGUUGCUAGGGUGUUCAUGAUGGUCACUAGGGCAUUGCUAGGGUGUUCUGGGUGGUAGCUAGAGUGCUGCUGUGUUGUUGCUAGGGUGUUCUGUGUGGUUGUUAGGACAUUGCAAGGGUUAUCUGGGUGAUCGCUAAUGUGUUGCUAGGCAGUUGCUACGGUGUUCUGGGUGGUCGCUAAGUUGAUGCUUGGAGGUUGCUAUGCAGUUGCUAGGGUGUUCUGGGUGGUCGCUAGGGCAUUGCUAGUUGGUUACUAGGGUAUUCUGUGGUUGCAAUGCAGUUACUAGGGUGUUCUGGGUUGUCGCUAAGGUGUUGCUAUGCGAUUGCUAGGGUGUUCUGGGUGGUUGCUAGGGUGUUCUGUGUGGUUAUUAGGGCAUGGCUAGGCUGUUGCUAGGGUUUCCUUGGUGAUAGCUAGUGCGUUGCUAGGGUGUUCUGAGUGGUUGCUAAGUUGAUGCUUGGAGUUUGCUGUGUGGUUGCUAGGGUGUUCUGGGUGGUCGCUAGGGCAUUGCUAGUUGGUUGCUAGUGUUCUGGGUGGUCAUUAAGGCAUUGCUAGUUGGUUACUAGGGUGUUCUGGGUGUCGAUAGGGUGUUGCUUGGUGGUUGUUAGGGUAGCCCAGCAGGGGCUAACAGGGACCUGCUGAUCAGCUAAUUCCUGACCCCCUGCACCACACACACCAAAUUCAACAGGAAGUGGGAACACGGCUUCCUUUUCCAGUGAAUUAAGCUCUCAUUCACUACUGAAAUCGUCUCUCAUCAACCUGUGAAACUGGCUCUUACUGAACUUAUUGAGAGGAUAUGAGACAAUAUCAUCUCAACAUCUUUUUAGAUCAGUAUGAGCACUAUAGUAGUUAAUGCAAGACAUUUUCAUCUGUCGGUUUGAAAGAGAUUUCAGAAGUGAUUGAGAGACAGUUUUAUAAGUGUAUAUGAGAAGAGUUGAAGUAAUGACUGAAAGACAUUUCAGCUAGAAAUGUGUACAUUUAGUUUAGGUAAUGUAAGUCAACAGAAUCAGUUUGUUUAACUAUUGUUUAUAAGAAUCUUUUCAAUACUGCAUAUGAAUGAAUUUCACUCAUGUUUAUAUCAAUACCUUAAUUUCACUAGUGUUUGUCAGAGGCUUUUCAACAAUUAUUGCCUACACGACUCCUCAUAAAGAACUAUAUCAAAUUUUAGAAAUAAACAGAAGAAUUCAUUACGAGGGCAUUUUUUGCCUUUUAUGUUUUGAAUUUCAGGAGCAUUUUUUGUCAUUUUCAGUAGCAUUUUUGCCCCAAGACACCCUUAAUUUCUGACCCUGCUGUUAACUAUUUCCAUUCUAUUCCCUCUCAUUGGACCAACUCAGAACAUUUAAAGGAUUAUUACAGAGUUAUCAGUCUAUUAUACUAUGAGCUAUAGACUUUUGUUAUAUAUUACCAUUCUAUUCUAUAGCAUAUAUGUGUUGACCAAAGCCAUAGUAUUUUUAUACUUUCACAUACAAUGCCAUCUGAAAAAUGCUAGUAAUACUGCAUAUCGUAUGUGAUAGAUGUAUGUAACAAAUACAGGUUACACAAACCUUUGAAGUCUUCAUCCAUUCCUGUCAUAGUAUUAGUAUCAUUUUAUGCAUUUUGGCCCAGUUUUAUCAUUAACACAGCUUAAUUAACCUUAAUAAUUAAAUAUUUAAAUCUUUAUAGUUUUUUUUUUUUUUACAAACGUCAUACAGUAUUUUAGCCAUUCUAUUGCAGUUACUGUUCUCGUUGAUUAAAGUGUCUCUGAUUGUGAUUAAAGUUGUAGCUGGUGCAAAUAAUAAUGAAAUGUGAAAGAAAGUCAGAUGUUGGCUGAUUAAUGGACAGUUGAAUUUGAUCCAUGUUGAUUUGUAUCUUUUAUAUUGUUGUUAAAUCUGAUGUUGUUCCAAAUAUGUCAUUUGGAAUAAUUUCACUUCAAAUAUUUUUGGUUUUCAUCAAGUGUUAUAGUUUUCCUGUGUUGUUGUGAAAUAAAUCACUCACAUAAA
This is a messenger RNA of Myxocyprinus asiaticus (Chinese sucker), 5698 nucleotides long. Its product is annotated as GMP reductase 2-like. Bases 609 to 1655 code for a protein of 348 amino acids. The record is from RefSeq and is a predicted model, not a curated record. Gene Ontology annotation, biological process: nucleotide metabolic process. Gene Ontology annotation, molecular function: GMP reductase activity. Lineage: Eukaryota; Metazoa; Chordata; Actinopteri; Cypriniformes; Catostomidae. The transcript has 10 exons. Gene Ontology annotation, cellular component: GMP reductase complex.